Molecule: messenger RNA, 931 nt
Organism: Trametes versicolor FP-101664 SS1
Lineage: Eukaryota; Fungi; Basidiomycota; Agaricomycetes; Polyporales; Polyporaceae
Exons: 4
Coding region: 537-920 (127 amino acids)
Source: RefSeq, a predicted model, not a curated record
CCGAGGACGGCGUCAAGGAGCAAGUGGCGGUCGCCAUCCGCGAGAAGCUGCGCCCUAAGGUCGACCAGCUGGUGGCCGAGACGGUCGCGCGUCAUGUUCAGGAUCGGGUUCGGGAGGAGCUGCGCAAGCAGGUAUCCCAGAAGCUGAAGGACGAGCUUGAGGAGCACCGUCGCCGCAUCCUCGAGGUCAAAAUCGCCCUUGUCAACGCCGAGGCGGUGCGCCACAACGCCCACAUCCCGCACGAACAGUUUGAUCAGCCCCUGCUCCGCCCGCUGCUCCGCCCCUUCGCAGUCGGGGCGCCGCUCGGCACCCCGGACGGGGCCGCGAACGGCGCCGGGGAUACACGGUUGACGCCUCAAGACAAGAAGAAGGACGGCGGCAAGAACGCCAAGAAGAACGGCGCGGCGAACGGGAACGGCAACGGGGCGGGCGCGAGUGGGAGCGCGAACGGCACGGCGCCCCGCGAUGCUCCUGCUGGGGUUGACGUGGGGGUGCCGUCGCCGCUGUUCCCGAGGAGUGUGUAUGAUUUCCGGGCGAUGGAGGCGCGGCCGGCGCGUCAGCUUGUGCUCGAUUAUGGGCUUGCGGGUGGGGAUGGACAGGACGAGGAGGACUGGGACGAUGACGCGUCGACGGUCAAGGAAGAGAAGGAGACUGGCAAGAAGGGCAACGCGUCGAAGGAGGACAAGGCUCCUAAGACUGAGACGCCGAAGCAGAAGGAAGACCGCGAGAAGAAGGAGGCCGCGCGGGAGGCUGAGCGGCAGGCCAAGUUGUACGCGCGCGAGGUUCGCCGGGCGGCGCACCUUAACGAGUUCAUGAGGUUCAUUGGGCUCGGCCGCUUGGCCCUGGAGCCGAUGCCUCUGAGGAGGGGCGCGAACGGCGAGGUGGUGGUGCAGAGUCGGCUCAAGGAGCGGUCGCAGUAGAUGUUUGGGCU